AUGGGUGUUCCGCUGGAUACUAUUUGUGGCUUCUACCAUCGCCAUGUUGAAAUAGUGGCUCACAUUUUUCAACAAUGUGAGUUUACUAGCUUGAUCCGGAUGUCUCAUCCUCUGGUUGUGCUUCGGACUUUGACCUUGGAUUGUGACUUCAAUGUUUGGCUGACAGAGGCAGUUACCAGUUUUGCAACUUCUAAGGAUUGGAGUGGGUUAGAUUGUCUGUUGGCUUUUCUAUGGGCAAUAUGGCUAACUAGGAACAACCUCCGUUUCCGUUCGGAGGUCUAUUCUCCAGCUGGGAUUUUUGCUACGGCUGCUACUUGGGUUGCUAGAAGUAAGGAGGCCAGAGACUUGUCUAAUCUUUCUCAGCCCUCUUGCCCUCCAGGGUUUGGUCCCUCUUUACCUCACUUCAUAAGGUUGAAUGAUCCUACUGUAGAGUGUGACAUCUGCCUUACCUUUGAUGGUUCUUGGAGCGAUAAGGAUCAUCGAGCUGGAAUGGGUUGGUACUUAUCUUCUGAUCUUUCUUCCCCACCUAUCGGAGGAGGGGCUCAAGCGGGUUUUUCUUCUUCGGCUCUUCAUGUCGAGCUGCUGGCCUGUUUGCUGGGUUUACGGCAUACCUGGGACCAAGGAUAUUCCAGUGUUCGAGUUUUUACGGAUUGUUGUCAAGUUAGGACGUUGCUUUGGGGUCAAAUGUCAGAUUCAAUCUCAGUCCGGCCAUUGGGUUUUGCGUGA
This is a messenger RNA of Chenopodium quinoa (quinoa), 726 nucleotides long. RefSeq lists its product as uncharacterized. Bases 1 to 726 code for a protein of 241 amino acids. NCBI's taxonomy places the organism in Eukaryota, Viridiplantae, Streptophyta, Magnoliopsida, Caryophyllales, Amaranthaceae. The transcript has a single exon. Gene Ontology annotation, molecular function: RNA-DNA hybrid ribonuclease activity; nucleic acid binding. The record is from RefSeq and is a predicted model, not a curated record.